AUGGGCACGGAGGUGCUGUGGGGCGACGCGGAGAUCGAGAGGGAGCGGGUGAAGCACCUCGACGCGAUCGCGGACGCGCGGCGGGACGCGUCGUUGGCGGCGGCGUGCGAGAUGGCGACGGCGGGCGGCGGCGUCCUCGCCGCCGCCGCCGCGGCGAAGAAGCGCAAGGAGAAGCCGCUCAGCGGCAAGGAGCUCGAAAUUUUAGAGUCCGCGAAGGUUGUCAUGUGGGCGUACAACGCGCCGCUGAGGCAGAUAUCGACGCGGUACCAGCGAUACACCGCGGAGGACAUCGAGUCGGCGCGCGAGCGGCUCGUCGCGGCGCCGACGACGCCGUCGCCGCCGUCGACGCGCGGUGGGACGACGAACGACGUCGACGCGGGCGGCGCGCGAGGAGAUGCCGCGUGCGAGCCGCCCUCCGACGGCGAGGACGAGCCCGUGGACCUCAGCGACGGGUUGGUCGUCGGCGGGUACCGCGGCCUCGUCGUCGAGCGCGCGGCGGAGGGCGUGGACGUGCGGUUGAACCAGAUCGUGACGUCCGUGUCGUACGCGCGACCGGGACCGGCGACGAUGGACGCCGAGGUGAAGAAGAAGAAGACCGGGAGCAGGUUUCCUCGAAGAUGCCACGCGGCGGCGGUCGACGAAUCGAAAUCCGCCGCGUGGGCGCGGGACCCCGGGCCGCCGCGGUGCGUCGUGACGACGGCGACGGGGGAAAAACACGCGUGCGAUUACGUCGUGAUCGCGCUGCCGCUGGGCGUCCUCCAACGCCGCGCGGCUCGAUCAACGGUGGAGUUCGAACCCGAACUGAGCGAGAGCAAGCGCAGGGCGAUCGCGUGCGUCGGCAUGGGCGUGGAGAAUAAGGUAAUCAUGCGCUUCGACGAAGUGUUCUGGCCGCGGCGCGCGAAAUUUUUUCAGUGCACGGAUCAGCGGUUCCGGUUCCUCAACCUCCACGCCUACGGGAAGCAAAACACGCUGUGCGCGCACGUCGCGCCGCCGUUCGGCGAGGGUUUCGACGGCAUGACCGAUGAGGAGGUCUUAACCGAAGUCAUCGGGACGUUACGGAGAAUGUUCAAAAAGAACAACGCCGCGGCGUCGACGCGCGCGAAACUUUUGGAUCACCGCGUCACGCGAUGGGGCGAGGACCCCUUCUCUUGCGGCGCCUACUCGUACAUGCGCGUCGGGUCCACGAAAGCGGACAUCGACGCGCUACGCGCGCCAGAGCACGACGACCGCGUGCACUUCGCCGGCGAGGCGUGCAGCGUCGAGGGCGCGCAGUGCGUCCACGGCGCUUUGCUCACCGGCCAGGGCGCGGCGGCGGCGAUUCUGCGCGCGUGCGGCGCCGCCGUGGAUCCGUCCGCGCUCCUCGGCGGCGACGUCGGCUUGUCCUCCGACGACGCCGACCCCGCGGCGUUCAACGGCGACGGCGACGACGUCGGCCCGCCGGAGUCGUGGGCGCAGUGCGCGAUCGCGCAGUGCGGCCGUUGGCGUCGCGUGCCGGUUCAUAUCCCCGCGGAGAGCCUCCCGGACGACUGGACCUGCGGCGACUGCCACUGGCACGAGGGGAUUCGAGAGCACGCGUGCGCGGCGCCGCAAGAACCGUGGCCGGACCUGCCGGGGUGGGACGACGACGACGAGGCGAGCGUGAUGAGCGCGAAGGCGGUGUGGAACGCGUGGACGCACACGUGGAAGAAGGAAGCGGAAGAGAAGAAGAGCGGGAAGAGGGGGCACGCGAGGGACUGGCUCAGCGGGUGA
Molecule: messenger RNA, 1749 nt
Organism: Micromonas pusilla CCMP1545
Lineage: Eukaryota; Viridiplantae; Chlorophyta; Mamiellophyceae; Mamiellales; Mamiellaceae
Exons: 2
Coding region: 1-1749 (582 amino acids)
Biological process (GO): positive regulation of transcription by RNA polymerase II; negative regulation of transcription by RNA polymerase II
Molecular function (GO): chromatin binding; transcription factor binding; flavin adenine dinucleotide binding
Source: RefSeq, a predicted model, not a curated record